Messenger RNA from Drosophila ficusphila, 775 nucleotides. RefSeq lists its product as uncharacterized. The transcript is spliced from 3 exons. Lineage: Eukaryota; Metazoa; Arthropoda; Insecta; Diptera; Drosophilidae. Bases 58 to 684 code for a protein of 208 amino acids. The record is from RefSeq and is a predicted model, not a curated record.
UUCACCUCAGAUCUGCUCUCAAAUUGUUAGAAUUAAUCGCUUCUACAGAUUUUAACCAUGUACCAGGUGCUCGGGAUCAACGAUCUGCUUUGCUACUUUUCACGCUCUUAUUUGGAUGUCUCGAUCAGGAACUGCGAACUCUAUUCAAUUUGGAGAGCCCCAUUAUGUGAGGAGGUCACCAUGGCAGAGGAUUUCGUAAUGAACUCCCUUCUCAAUUGCGAGGAGAUGUUCCCCUUCGUGUUUUAUUACGUGCUCGCCAUUAGUGCCAUUGGUACGUUCCAUUAUAUAAUCGAGUUUCUGGAAAUCAUCCUCGAAAGUCAGGGAAAAUACCUACUACGAUUUUAUAAGCCAAGGGACAUCACUGUUUUCAGCGACAGACAGUUGCGGCGUUUUCGACUCGUCGGUAACUUUUUCAUGAUCAACGCCUGGUUGCUACUUUUAUACGCCGUGGUUUUUAUGAAGCCGCAGUUCAUUUUGCCCUGGAGGAUGAUGUCAACGACCUCGGUGCUAAUCGAUGGGUUCUUCCUGCUGCUGGAUGUCCUGAUAAAACGCAGGAUGUGCAGCCUGAGCUCCCUCGUAUUCUUCCUGUUCCCCUUUUUCAACAUGAGCUGUGUUCUCUGUGUGAAGUCCUCCUUCAAGCGGAUCGAAGACCAGAGCAAUCUGGAGAAUCUCACGUGGUGGUAGUGAUGAUGACAAAAUUCCUAUCUGUGAUUCCCCAAAUUCUCUGUGAUUUUUAGUCUUGUAACGAGUUAAAUACAUAUAUUAUGUGAGUGUG